Messenger RNA from Penaeus vannamei (Pacific white shrimp), 1958 nucleotides. Lineage: Eukaryota; Metazoa; Arthropoda; Malacostraca; Decapoda; Penaeidae. The record is from RefSeq and is a predicted model, not a curated record.
AGCGGCGCCAGCGUGGGCUCGGGCGCGAACGGAGGUGUAGCGGGGAGCUCUCCGCUGAGGCUCCCGGGAGGAGGACCUGCACGGAGCAGCCCAAGCUCUCGUCAGGCUCCACGACGUCUAUAACCUGAAUAUGACACAGCUGGUGCGGGGGAACGUGUGGGGCGUCGAGAGCUAUGCAGAACUGACGGCGCAAGACUGCCUGUACAUGGGCAAGCACUCCUCAACCUCGGCUUAUAUCCCCGGGCUAUCCAGUGGUUCGAGGAAGCCUACCUUCUAGCAGGUCACGAGGGGAACGCCACUGACCCAAGAUCAGGUCAACAUGUUCCUCAACACGGCUAUCAAGGCGUACGACGAGCAAGUGCUAGGCCGAGAGGGGACGAGGACCCCUGCCCUCCACACUGCCGAGGUGGACCCCAAGAAGUUCCAGUACCGUCUUGGGACCGACCUCACGCCCCAGGAGGAUGCGCUGAACUUCCAGGCUCUUUGCAGGGGCGAGCAGCUGCUGAGUCCCGAAUACCGAGCGACCUUAUCCUGCUUCUACGACACCCGCGGGGAGGCCUACUUCCGGCUCAUGCCAGUCAAGGUCGAGAUCCUUCACCAUAACCCCGAACUUAUGGUGUUUCAUGACGUCAUUUCCGACCGCGAGAUCGAGGCUGUGAAGACGAUGGCGCAGCCGAUGCUUGCACGUGCGAUGGUACAGGGAGCACAAGGAAAAGGGAACACUGUUAGUACCACGCGUACAUCAAAGGUGGGCUGGCUCGACGACUCCCUCAACCCCCUCGUCGCUCGCCUGGGCCACAGAAUAUCCCUCCUGACGGGCCUCUCGACUGACGUGGCUGCAGAACACGCCGAGCUCCUGCAGGUUUCUAACUACGGCAUCGGGGGUCACUACAACCCGCAUCACGAUUACUUGCUGGUGGAUAAGACCGAGAAGGAGCUUCUUCACAACAUCCACCCUCGAGAACUCAUCAUGGGAGACAGAAUCGCCACUUUUAUGUUUUAUCUGAGUGACGUCACACGCGGAGGUGCCACGGCCUUCCCCCGCCUUGGCACCGCUGCCUGGCCCUCCAAGGGAUCCGCCGCCUUUUGGUACAACCUGAAGAAAUCUGGCCACGGAAACACAGCUACUCUCCAUGGUGCCUGCCCGGUGGUGCUUGGGUAUAAGUGGGUCAGCAACAAAUGGAUCAGAGAACGCGGACAGUUCCUCAGGAGAAAGUGUGGUCUCAGCCCCGAGGAAUAGACAAGGAGGUCCUACUCCAGGUCCUUACAAGAAAUUCCUCCAAGACGGAUACGAUAAAUAGGAAGGAAAAGAUCAGUCAAGUGUCUAUUGAAAGUGGAUGUUUGGUACAUAAAGAGCCAUAAGAGGGUUUAUUUGUGUGUGUCUGUGUUUGUGUAUCAGGACACUUAUACAUAUGUUGUACUUUUACUUGGGUAUUCAUGUACAUUUACGUUUAGAUUGAUUAAUUGGAUAACUCACAGAGCUUGAUAUGAAAGAAUAUGUAGAUUAUUUGAUUUUAAAAUUUGAUUAUAUUCUUAAAAUUUUAUUCUAGACUUGUUUGAAAUCUACAUUUUUCUUAAGAUGAAUCUGGAUAUGGGGACAUAAUUAUUUUAUGAUCAUAUUCUCAAUGGCUGAAUUAAGGAUAUUUCUCAAGCCUUAUGGAGUCUGCCCUUAAAAGAUAUCAAAUAUAAAUAGUUUUAUUUAAUUUUUAUUAUUUUUUUAUCUUUUAUUUUAUGGAUUGGCAAUUGCUUAUAUUUUUCAUUUUCAUUUUUCUUAUUCAAGAAUGUCAGUUUGUGUGUAUGUGGUUGUAUUGCUAGUUUCCUUUUUGUAUCGUAUCGAUAUGUAUAUAUAUAUUCCUUAUAUUUGCUAUGCACCAUCACAUAAAUGAAAAUUAUAUGUAUAUAGAUACUAGAUCAAAUAAACACUUACCAUUAGUAUUAAUAUUUCAUGGAUUUUCAAU